Messenger RNA from Trypanosoma grayi, 234 nucleotides. RefSeq lists its product as hypothetical. Gene Ontology annotation, cellular component: membrane. The transcript has a single exon. Bases 1 to 234 code for a protein of 77 amino acids. The record is from RefSeq and is a predicted model, not a curated record. Gene Ontology annotation, molecular function: mannosyltransferase activity. NCBI's taxonomy places the organism in Eukaryota, Euglenozoa, Kinetoplastea, Trypanosomatida, Trypanosomatidae.
AUGUACUACAACAACUUUGAGCUGGGCACCAUGGCACUGAAGCGUCACCCGCUGUAUAUGUCCUUGUUCCGUUUCCUGGACGAGGAGGAGCCGCGUGGAAUCAUGCGGUACCGCUGGGGUGAUGCACCGAUUCACACACUUGGCGUUGAGGUUGUACUACGCCGAGAAGGAUGGAAGAAAUGCCGGUUUGACAAGCGCUUUGCAGAUUAUGCGCAUGGGAAAAAUGUGCCCUGA